Coturnix japonica (Japanese quail) is the source of this 5397-nucleotide messenger RNA. It is a transcript of the gene GLCE, whose product is annotated as glucuronic acid epimerase. Gene Ontology annotation, biological process: heparan sulfate proteoglycan biosynthetic process. Gene Ontology annotation, cellular component: Golgi apparatus. Lineage: Eukaryota; Metazoa; Chordata; Aves; Galliformes; Phasianidae. The record is from RefSeq and is a predicted model, not a curated record. Gene Ontology annotation, molecular function: heparosan-N-sulfate-glucuronate 5-epimerase activity.
UCAACACACCAUCACCAAGUUGAGGAAGGGUAGAGUCCACUGAAGUGCCGCUUUAGGAGUUAAUUACACGGUGUUUCCAGGCUGGAUGGUGUCCUGAUUCCUGCUUAAUCCGCCUCUAUUUAGGAUGCUGAGUUUGUGACAUCCCAUUGCUAUUUUAAGGAAGUUUUGGGCACGUUACGAAAUGCCACCCAAACCCUUUCAGCCUCGGUGGUGCUGCGCCUGGCCGGGAGACCUGCAAAAGUAAUAAAGGAGAUGGAAAAACCUCCAGAAAUCUUUUGGGCCCAGUGUGUGUGCCAUAAAUAAAGCGCUGUGGUGGAGUUGGGUUCGUUACAAGCUCCCUUAAUGAUUCCAGAGCCCCCGCUGCCGCUCGGAUGCAGCCAGCUGUGAUGCCUUUCAAGGUUAGGCUCCGACUUGUGCUUUAUUAGCUUUUCGGUUUAUGUUCUUCCACUUGUGCUGUUUAUCAAGUGAAACCAGAUAAUGGUUCGGCUAAACCCGAGGUCCUUCAAUACGGGCUUUAGCUUGGAACCGUGCAGGAGUGUGUAAUGAAGGCUCUGCGUAAGGCAGAUGUUGGGAUUUGCUCUCUGGUUGGGGCAGGUUGCAGAAGGGAGAGCAGCUCGGGUCCUGUGCUGCUGCCUGGAGGAAGUGCCAUUUCUGCUCUUGAUCCUUCAGUGAUUCCGCGUGUCAGGAGCUGAGCCUUGAGAUUCUGAGCAGGCAGGGCUGAGUAAGAGGAUUUCUGCGGAUAGAGGGAGGAAUUCAGCUCCAGUGGCUGCUGCACAUCCUGAAGCGCGUCGAUUCUUUUUUCCCAUUUCCCCCCCACCUCCACAUCUCCCCUGUAGGAAAUCAGAGGAGGAAAUCACUUGAAAUCACCAAGCCCUCAAUUUUGGAAGUCGCAAAUACCCGAGCUGUGUUAGAACUUGGAGAAUUGCCUUUGCUUAAGGUAUGGUGUGAAUAUGCGUUGCUUGGCAGCUCGGGUCAACUACAAGACUCUGAUCAUCAUCUGUGCUCUCUUCACACUGGUCACUGUGCUGCUGUGGAACAGAUGCUCCUCGGAUGGGGCCGGCCCAUUCCCCCGCAGCCCGGGUGGCCCCGAGCGCCGCGCAGCAGCUGCCAGCAAUGGCCCCGCACGGGAUGUGGCCAAGCAGAGCGAGGAAGCAUCACCCCAAGAGCAGCAGAAGGCUCCUCCCAUCGUGGGAGGCUUCAACAAAGCCCCAGGGCUGAAGUAUGAGGAGAUAGACUGUCUGAUCAACGACGAGCACACCAUCAAAGGGAGGAGGGAAGGCAGCGAGGUCUUCCUGCCGUUCAGCUGGGUAGAGAAAUACUUUGAGGUUUAUGGGAAAAUUGCUCAGUACGAUGGUUAUGACAGGUUUGAAUUCUCUCAUAGCUACUCCAAAGUAUACACACAGAGAGCACCUUACCACCCGGAUGGGGUCUUUAUGUCCUUCGAGGGCUACAACGUAGAGGUUCGAGACAGAGUGAAGUGCAUAAGUGGUGUUGAAGGUGUGCCCUUAUCCACCCAGUGGGGCCCUCAGGGCUACUUCUAUCCCAUCCAGAUCGCACAGUACGGGUUGAGUCACUACAGCAAAAACCUGACCGAGAAGCCGCCGCACAUCGAGGUGUACGAAACGGCCGAGGAGAAGGACAGGGGCAGCAGGGCUGCCGAGUGGGCCGUGCCCAAGGGCUGCUCCCUUUCCACAGUGCCCGAUAAAGCCAAGUUCACCAGUGUUAAACAUUUUGUUGCUCCAGAGAACACCGAGGGGGUUUCCCUGCAACUCGGGAACACCAGAGAUUUCAUUAUUUCUUUCGAUCUCAAGUUUGUAACCAACGGGAGCAUUUCUGUGGUGCUGGAGACCACGGAGAAGAACCAGCUCUUCACCGUGCACUACGUGUCCAACACGCAGCUCAUCGCCUUCAGGGAGCGCGACAUCUACUACGGCAUCGGGGCCCGCACCAGCUGGAGCACCGUCACACGGGACCUGGUGACCGACCUGCGCAAGGGUGUGGGGCUGUCCAACACAAAGGCCGUCAAGCAGACCAAAAUAAUGCCUAAGAAGGUGGUGAGGUUGAUUGCAAAGGGGAGGGGAUUCCUUGACAAUGUCACCAUAUCGGCCACCGCGCACAUGGCGGCUUUCUUUGCGGCGAGCAACUGGUUGGUGAGGAACCAGGACGAGCGGGGCGGCUGGCCCAUCAUGGUGACCAGGAAGCUGGGGGAAGGCUUCAAGUCCUUGGACCCUGGCUGGUACUCAGCCAUGGCGCAGGGCCAGGCCAUCUCCACGCUGGUGCGGGCCUACCUGCUGACCAAGGAGCACACCUUCCUCAGCGCUGCGCUGCGGGCCACGGCUCCCUACAAGCUGCCAUCAGAGCAGCACGGGGUGAAGGCUGUGUUCAUGAACAGACACGACUGGUACGAGGAGUACCCCACCUCGCCCAGCUCCUUUGUGCUCAAUGGCUUCAUGUACUCGCUCAUUGGGCUUUACGACCUGAAGGAGACUGCAGGGGAGAAGCUGGGCAAGGAGGCACGGCUGCUGUAUGAGCGUGGUAUGGAGUCCCUGAAGGCCAUGCUGCCCCUCUAUGACACAGGCUCUGGGACCAUCUAUGACCUGCGGCACUUCAUGCUGGGCACUGCUCCCAACCUGGCGCGUUGGGACUACCACACCACCCACAUCAACCAGCUCCAGCUGCUCAGCACCAUCGACGAGGCCCCGAUUUUCAAAGAGUUUGUCAGGAGGUGGAAGAGCUACCUGCGGGGAGGCAGGGCAAAGCACAACUAGAGCUGACAACCAAAGCCCUCGUGCCUGCUGGUGGCAAAGGUUCGGGCUUCUGGAGCUCGGCGAGGGGACACCUGAGAAGGUCGCAUCCUAAACUCGUACAGACCGUUUUGAAGAAGUGAUCCUUAAAACUGAUCUCCUGAAAUAAUUGCAUUCCAGUGUGAAAACCUUUGGGUCUGAUGGGCAGGAAUCGGGGACAUCAGCUCACUCGCUCUCCGUAGCUCUCCGCUGUGACAUUACCUGCACGAAGCAAAACCCGUCUGUGCUCUGAGCUGGGGGACGAUUCUGUUUUUCCUUUAUGCAGGAAGAUAUUUACGGAAGCCAUACAGGUCUCUAAAGUCCAGCACUUGCCUGACAAGUUAGUACGUGGCCUCUUUGGAAAUGGAGCUGUUUGUGUAUAUGUUGGAACAGCGUCGCCGGUGGUGUGGUGUAAUGCUGUGAACGUGUGUUUCCUUGUAGCCUGGGUAGUGGACAGCGUAGCUUUUUUGGGGGUGUUUCUUUCUGUAUGGAUUCUUUCCCUGGGGUGACACGGUCUUUUAUUCUCAGUCUGGAGGUCCUGUAGCCGUAUGGCUUCGCGUUGCACCACGUAAGCACAAGUCGGUGGCUCAAGAAUGGCCCAGCGCUGUGGCUGCACCAGCCCUGUCCUGGGAGCCAGGCAACACACGGGGUGCUGGCAGCACGUCCCCCCCAGCAGCUGGAGUCUCUUCUUGUGGAGCCCAAUGUUCUGUUCUGUAUUUUUUUCCUUACAUCGGAGAGGUUUCUGUAAGCUUGUGGGCUUGGUUCUGUAGGAGACCUGUGUUGAAUUCCUCAUGGCAUGGAGCUCGUUUUGAGCAGCAUGCAGGAAAUGUAAUUUGAAACGGUGAGCGAUGUCCUAUGGGGGUUUUCAUUUUUAACCCAAGAUCCAGCACUUGAAAAAUGACAAUCAGCCCAUAGGGCUCUUACAGCUCCGCCUGUGCUUUAGCACUGCUUGGCCUUUGCUGCCCGACACCGGUCAUCAAACAGAACCCCAACACUUCCACUGUGCUGGCAGCACGCAGAGGAGCAGGCGGUCUGCAUCUCAUCUUUGUGAGCCCAUACCCAUACUGUAGGUCUGCCUUCACAGCACGGAGCUUUCUGGUGGGUCUGGAAGGGUAAAAGCAAUGGCAUCAUCAGAUGGGAAUGGUGUGGUUUGGUAGCACAGCAAACACCAGCUUGUCAGCUCUGUGCAGGCGUGCUGGGCUUUGCUCUCCCAUCCCAGGCAUGAAAGCUCCACGCGUGUCCUGGCAUGCUGUGAUCAUUUAUCGCUGUGGGACUUUUCCACUGAUCCCAUGACAUGCUGCGGGUGUUGGUGUGCUUUGGCUUAAGGUGCUCCUACAGAGGACAGAGCUGCUUCAGACUGCAUAGAGAGAGGCCGGGCACGAAGCUGACGUGCAUCUUGGUUUUUGUUUGCUUUUCUUGCUUUUUCAGUGCUUUUUCUCACAGAUAUUUGAAGCAACUUUGUAAUGACGUGAUCUCCGCAAGCACGUGCUGUGUGAUCGGGUCGGUUAAUGUGGGAAGCAGAUGUGGCAGGAGAAAUCUCAAUACCAAAGUUAGCACAGAUGAUUUUUUUUUUUAGUUUUUAGUGGGUUUGUUUUUGUUUUUUUUCCUUCCUUUUCAACACGUUUGCACAGAGAAAACAACCCAAACGACGUGCUUCCUUCCAGCGACCGGUCCUCACUGCAAGCAGAGCAUCUCCCCCUGUGCAUCCCCUCUGGUUUUUGCCCAUUUUGGAUGUGGGGAAGUGAGAGAGACUUCAGGGCGCUGCUCUGCGGCGGUGCCGGUGCCUUACUGAGGCCACCGUGCCCUCUUUUUAUUAUUAUUUAAUUGUUUUCUUCUCGUUUUUAAUAUCGGGUUGAUAAUGGCAGUGAUGGUCUUGAUGGGGCAGGUUGGCCAUGGAGCGUUGGUGGCAGCGCCUCUGCACUGGGCAUACCAUGCCCUUCAUACCCACACUGCCUUCCCAUUGGCCUUGGCACUUCAGCCUGCUGUGGGGCCAAAGGGAUUUGGUGUGAGGGCUCCUCCUGGGAUCAUGUUUCCCAUACAGAGCUGGGAGAGGACGGUCGGACAUCAGCGCCCAUCACUUGGCUGAAGUCACUUAACUUCUAUUCCUCCGCUUUCCCAGUGGUCGACGUGACGCAGGUCUUGUGGACUCAGAUCAGUUCGACCUCCCCGUGAGGCUCCGCUGUACAUAGACCUGAUUGGAGGCGUGGUGUAUGCACACCAGUGACACACAAGCACAACCGUACGCGUGUGGCCGUGCUGUUUUCUCAGCCAUUGUGCAAGACAUUCACCGAAAGCUGCUAUUUCCCUUCACCUUGUAAUUGUACUUUAUUUUUUCUACAUUUUUACAUGUGGGGUACACACCAUGUGUUAAAUAUGCAAUAAAUUGUUUACAGGAUGCUCUUGUAAAGGGUGGUCCUUUGUAAAGCUGUACAGACUUUGCAGUUUAAGCACAAUGUGCACAUGUUAGUUUUAUAUACGGCGAGACGUGACUUUUUGCAGAGGGAAAGGUUCUACUAUGUUUAUAUACAAAGUAAAUGGAUCAAUGUUUGUGCUUCAUGUAAAGCUGCUUUAUAAGAUUGUAAAAUAAACUUCUUUUUUUUUUAUCUUAAGGUGA